This is a messenger RNA of Rhea pennata, 5854 nucleotides long. RefSeq names its product ST3 beta-galactoside alpha-2,3-sialyltransferase 3 (gene ST3GAL3). The transcript has 13 exons. The coding region runs from base 64 to 1323 and encodes 419 amino acids. The record is from RefSeq and is a predicted model, not a curated record. Gene Ontology annotation, molecular function: sialyltransferase activity. NCBI's taxonomy places the organism in Eukaryota, Metazoa, Chordata, Aves, Rheiformes, Rheidae.
GGCCGAGCGCCCAGCGGCGGCGGCGGCGGCCGGGUCAUGUAGAGGAGCAGAUCUGAUGUGAAGAUGGGACUGCUGGUGUUCAUGCGUAACCUGCUGCUAGCCCUCUGUCUCUUUCUGGUAUUGGGAUUUCUGUACUAUUCUGCUUGGAAGUUGCACCUUCUCAGAUGGGAGGACUCAAAUUCAGUGGUUCUUUCCUUUGACUCCGUUGGACAUACAAUAGGCUCAGGAAGGAGAGAGAGAAAAACUGUGGCUCUUGUGGUUCCGCUGUCCGUCCCAUCUCAUCUUGCUGCAGACCCAGGAAAAGACAGAGCCCAGAAAGAACUCAAAGAAACAAUGGCAGCUCCAGUCCCAGCCAUUCCUAAAUAUGACAAACUGGGCUUUCUCCUGAACCUGGACUCAAAAUUGCCUCCAGAACUGGCAUCAAAGUAUGCAAAUUUCUCUGAGGGAGUGUGCAAGCCUGGUUAUGCAUCGGCGCUCAUGACUGUCAUCUUCCCAAAGUUCUCGAAGCCGGCACCAAUGUUCUUGGAUGAUUCCUUCAGGAAAUGGGCACGUAUCAGGGACUUUGUACCUCCCUUUGGAAUUAAAGGACAAGAUAAUCUGAUCAAAGCCAUCCUGUCAGCAACCAAAGAUUACCGCCUAACUCCAGCUCUUGACAGUCUCAGCUGUCGACGAUGUAUUAUUGUGGGAAAUGGUGGAGUUCUUGCAAAUAAGUCGUUGGGGUUAAAAAUUGAUGACUAUGAUGUUGUUGUCAGGCUGAACUCGGCUCCAGUAAAGGGCUUUGAAAAAGAUGUGGGUGGCAAGACAACUCUCCGGAUCACAUAUCCUGAAGGUGCAAUCCAGAAAAUGGAGCAGUAUGAGAAGGAUUCGCUAUUUGUUCUGGCGGGAUUCAAAUGGCAGGAUUUCAAGUGGCUGAAAUACAUUGUUUACAAAGAGAAAGUGAGUGCCUCUGAUGGCUUUUGGAAGUCAGUUGCAACCCGUGUCCCAAGGGAACCUCAUGAGAUACGUAUCCUGAAUCCCUAUUUCAUCCAAGAGGCAGCUUUCAGCUUCAUUGGACUGCCUUUCAACAACGGCCUGAUGGGCAGAGGGAACAUCCCCACCUUGGGAAGUGUAGCAAUAACCAUGGCACUCCACAACUGUGAUGAGGUGGCAGUAGCUGGGUUUGGCUAUGACAUGAAUUCACCAAAUGCACCACUGCACUACUAUGAGAACAUCAAGAUGUCAGCAAUCAAAGAGUCCUGGACACACAACAUCCAGCGGGAGAAGGAGUUCUUGCGGAAGCUGGUGAAAGCCCGAGUCAUCACUGACCUAACCAGUGGGAUUUGAGUGGCUGCAGCCACUGCCUCAAAGGGAGGGGAGGAAGACACAUGCUGCAGCUCUGGGAACAAGCAUUGGCAGCACUCUGCAAGAAUCCCACCUCACUGGAGACACGCAGAGAUGCCCAGGUGCUCUAGGACGGCCUUCUCACGUUGCCAGGCUGCAAAGGUUGCAUCUGCUGCCUCCAGUCCUAGAGCUGGCAGGAGGUGGUCAUGGAACUGAAUGGGCAGUUCCUGAACUCUGCAUUGCAGACGACUCUUCUGUGUCUAGAAUUAAAGAGGAAAGACUCAGGAGAGAGAAGAGAGAUUUAUGAACAAAGCAAUUCGUGCCAAAUGGGAGGUUGUGCUGCCCUGAAGCAGCAAUGCCUGAAUGUACAAAGUAUUAUUUUUUAAAAGAAACUCUGCUGGAAUCGUACUAGAAAUACCAAGGUGCAAAGCAAAGUCUGCUUGUGCACAGCCCUGAGAAAAGCUCGGCCUUUCCACGCUCCAUCUGCAUUGUCACUGGCCUCAGGCCUUUCCCCAGGAAAACAAAUCCGUCCAAAACUUCAGUGUUGUUGGUGCUGCUAUAAUUUAAAGGGAGAAUGGCUUUCCCUCAUUCUCUACUUGGAGUUUCUGGUUGGAGAUGAGCAUGGGUUUGUUUUUCUGUACUUUUCCUUGCUUCCUGCAUAGAGGAAGCAGCAGCAACCACUUAUUUGGCUGCAUUUUCCAUAGCUGUUGCUCUGCCCUGACCCCAACAUGGAGCAGGGAGCCAAUGGCUUUCUCUGCCUUCAGCAGACCCUCACUGCAUUCCUGCCUGUCACAGCGUUGAGGAGCCUGCCUUGUUGUGCUCAAGGUUUUCAGGCCUCUUGGUUUGUGCAGGACCCUUGUGGAGUCCAUGCAGACUGGUGUCACCAUUUCUGGACAGCAUCUCACUUCAUUUUUGUGUGGGAGAGGAGUAAUUUAUUUUUUGGAAGGAGGUCAGAUCUUGCGUGGAGAUCUGAAGCUUUACAGUGUUUAAGAGCAGGCAGCCGAAGAUAUGUUUGUUUCAUGUUCCUGACUCAAUCGUGUUCCCUAUUUAAGUGACUUGUAACCUCAGUGAUGAUGGAGCCUGCUGGCAGGGGUGAGGGGGCCUGCUGGGAACUCUUGCCAUCUGCUUGGCCUCUGCUCACUUCAUUUCUGAGCUCCUCCCGUGCUACUCUAGCACUGCUGCUCCUCCUGUUUUCAGGAGCAUAUCGCUUCCUUUGCCGUCUUGGUCCUGAGAUGCAGUAUUUGCACAUUUGAUUUGUAUACGUACUUCAAAGGAGCUGGAAUAAACUGAGCAGUGUGGACAAGUGUGAGGCUGGUGGGGUGGUCUUAUCUGUCUGGAGACUGUGGGCAGAAUGGAGCCUGCUGGGGGAAUGGGUACAGGUCCAAAUGCGCUCACACUCUCGUCUAGCCUGAAAGGGGCCAGACUGUACCUGCAAAGGGGCAGCGUGGACUCCACGCCUCAAGCCAAGUCCCUGUGUGUCAAGGCACCUGUGUGCAGCCAGCCCUUGGGGAGAUCAGUGGAAGCGGUCUCCAGGAGGGGUGUUAGCAGGACUCAUGGUCGUGGCGCUGUAUCUGAUGUUGUCCAGAGGACUGCAGUCUGCCUUGCUCUCAGCUGGAGGGGGAAUGUAGCCCUCACAUGGAUGAAUAGGGAAAGGAUGCUCAGAGCAGGGCUUGCAUGGGCUCCCCCAGGCCACCUCUGCCCCUGUUGCCUUGCAGUGGGUGACGGUUUCUGGGCUGAGACCCCGCAGGGGAUGCAUAGGAUGGGACAAGCGAUGAAGCAGGCAUGGGGCAGAAGAGCAAACCAUACAAACUGGUUUGAGACCAGCUCCAGAAGAGGCAAGUCUGUCUCAACAUGGUGCUGGCCACAUCCUCAGCUGGGACAUGCCCCUCAGGAGCCUCUCUUUUGUGGGGUACCCAGUAUGCCCAUAGUCAAGGAGCCUGCUCGGAGGUGAGUCCUAUCCAGCUUCUGGUCAGGGCUGCUCCCUAUCUAGUAGUCUGGACAUAGCUCAAAGAUCCUGCCUCUUCCAGGCCCCAGAGGGCAAAGAGAGGCUGAGAGGCUCGCUAUUGCCCUUGUCCUUGCCUCCUCAUCCCAGCCCUGCCCCAGUGGCUCUGCCUGUCUGUCCAAGCCAGGCAAUCCCUGCUCCCCCCAGGGACUUCUCUGCUCUGGCAGUUCCUGCUCCUGGGAUUCUCCCUGGGCUUUCCUGCAUGCUGGGCCAGUGCCGUGACUGGCACUUGUUUGAGUAUUCCUUCCCCCUCCCCCCUCCCUUUUUUUAUUCCGGUUGGAGGAACUGGGUUUCCAGGGCUCUCACCAAGUGACAUUCCCUCUGUGGUCCCUACAUGCUGAAGCCCUCCCAAGGUGACAGUGGGGGGUCUGGGCUGGAGGUUGUUACUGAGGACCGGGUGGGCACUGUCCUCCAUCUUGGAGCUUGAAUUGGGUUUCUAACCAGCUACUGCAGGAGCCCUGGGGCAGUGAUGGGCAGUGUCCACAUGACUGUCGAGCUGAGAUGUCAGAGAACAGGACAGCCACAGCGGGGAGGAGGAAGAGGGUUAGGAAGAGCCUUCAGUAUCAGUGCUGGGCCCUUCUCUACCCCUCAGAGGAGCAGAGACAUGAGGCCGUUCAGGAGGGGAAUCGUUUGUGAUUCCCCUCGUGCUCGCUGUUGCAGACAGUGCAGCACACAGUGACAAACCAUCUCCUGGACACCUGGACAGCUGUGACCAUCCUUCUGUGCUGUGGACUGAAGACCUGGACUAGACCUUUUGCUAGAAGGAUCCUGUGGUCCUAGGAUUAGCUGCAGGGAGUGCACCCACCCACUGAGACUUACAGUGGCAUUGCAUUUAAUUUUGUCCCUUUUAUCCAACACUACAACAUUGUGGAGCACCUUUAUCCUCUGUCUCACUGGCUCCAAGCCCUUGGAGGGAACAUCUCCCCUACUCUGCCUUCCUGGUGGGAAACCCUCCCUGCAGACCAUGGAGGUGACUCCAGUGGCGAUCUCUAGGCAGAGGUGCCCAGGCUAAUUAGAUAAGUUCAUGGCCUAGAGUGACUGCGGUGGGUCAAGACCCCAUCUUGCAGGCAGAAGGCGAGAGAAUGGGGAGUGCUGGAGACUCCCUGCCGCUGCUGUCUCCCUGUGCCGAGGAGCUCUCGGCAGGGCCCACAGUGGGGUCGGACAGGGCAAGCCCGCGGCCAGGCCCCGGGGACGCUGCUGGUGCGUGCCCCAGCCCCGCUGGCUCUCCCUCCUGGAGGCCCUUUCUUUGGUUCAUUGCCCACAUGCACCUGCAGCCACCUCCCGCCCUCGGAAAGGCUGCAGCCCUGCCAGCCCGAGCGGUGCGUGCGGGUCAGGGCAGGGUCAGUGGGACGGAUGCGAGUCUUGGCCUCUCCCUGCCGUGACUCACCUUCUCGUCUUGGAAGGGAGAGCCCAGGGGAAUUCUCCGCGACCUAAAUAUAGAGCAGGGUUGCCUGACGCCUCUGACGCGCUGCUGUGCAGAAGGGCCGUUCUGGUGGCAGGGAACCUGCCUGGAGAGAGGCUGGGGAGGUCAGGGGUGCGAACAGUCCUGCGAUGUGGGAGAGCCCAGUGCGGGAUGCUGCCACAGGGUCUUGCUCCUGCCUGGGCAGAGAGCAGGUUUGAGGGUGCUACUGGCCUGCAGGGACACUGGCACGCACCAGCUUGGGGGAGAAGGGCUGCCGGGGAGCUGCCACCGUGCUAACUGCAGCAUGAGCAGGUGCCACCAGGCUGCUCAAGCACGUGGGGCGUGCAGCCCUCCCUGGUGCCACUGUCCCAGCAUUGAGAUCCCCCACCAGCUCACCCCAGGGCAGGUCUCCAGCUCACACAUGCCAAAUGGAGGCAGCAGGGCAGGAUCCGCUGCUGCCCAGCAUCCCUCAGCCCAGCACUCCUCGCUCCAGCGUCCUUCCACCAAGUAUCCCUUGGUCUGGCAUCUCCAGACUUCCAGGGAUUCCCUUGUCCUGGGGGAGAGCAGCAGGGAGGGCAGGAGGCCCUGCCCCAUUGGGCUGCUGGGGCACUGGUGGGAAGGUGCCAAGCCAGGGCUAUCUGUCCAUCUGUGUGUAUCUACCUGGUGGUGUUGGGGAGCUCUUCUGCAGCCAGUGGGCAGCCCAGGUACAGGCAGCACCUGGGACAGGCAAGGGCUUCCGGGCUGCCUGGCACGUGGCACCCGCUGGCUCCCUUGCCACCAGCGCGGCGCGUGCAGUCAGUUGGAGCAUGUGUCACGCGAGCAACAAAGUAUUACCGACACUUCCUUUGGUGUGGGCGACGCAGGCGCCUGCCCAGCUCCCCUGGGCACCAGCUCCCCGCACAGCCUGCGGUCCUGCAGAGGCUCGCUCCAAAGGCCGGAGAGCUCGCCGGUACUGUGUGAAGCUGAGAAGCAAGAACUCAAUGAGUUUUUUAAAAAAUUAGUUUUAGUUUCUGCAUUUUUUUUUAUUUUCCCCUCUAGGCAGGGAGGGCAGGAGUCUUGUGGCUCCUCCAGGCCAGCUUAUGUCACAUCAAUUCAGUCAUAUCACAGAAGCAAUAAAGCUAUCAAACAAG